AUGGGUGGAAUAACUGUUGUUUUAGCUGGUGACUUCAGACAAACUUUACCUGUUGUACCACGAGGUACACGUGCAGAUGAAGUCAAAGCCUGUCUCAAAUCCUCAGUUUUAUGGCCUCAUGUUAACGUACUGUCUUUGAAAAUUAAUAUGCGCGUUCAUAUACAACAUGAUUUGAGAGCAGAAGAAUUUUCGAAGUUACUCAUUGAUAUAGGGAAUGGACAAAUUUCAGAAGUUGACGGACGAAUAAGUAUUCCGGAUAACCUAGGUGAUAUUGUUGAUGAUUUAACUACAUUAACUGAUAAAAUAUACCCAGAUAUCAAUAAAAUUGGAGUUAAUUGCUCUUCAUGGCUAAAAGAAAGAGCUAUUCUGACUCCAACGAAUGAUUCAGCGAAUAGCAUUAACAACUAUCUUAUAGAAAAGCUAUCAACUAAUCAAAUGAAGUAUAAAUCUAUUGAUACAGUCGUAGAAGUUGAUGAUGCUGUCCAUUAUCCUGUCGAGUUCUUACAUACACUCAAUCCACCCGGAAUACCAUCUCAUAUUCUCAAUCUUAAAAUUGGAGCACCAAUAAUGUUACUGCGCAAUUUGAAUCCUCCAAAACUAUGUAUCAAUACCAGACUACAAGUGAAAAAUUUACAUAAAAAUAUUAUUGAAGCUACAAUUUUAACAGGUAAACAUGAAGGAGAAGUCGUAUUUAUUCCAAGAAUUCCUUUGGUUCCAUCUGACUACCAUUUCAACUUCAAACGUCUACAAUUUCCUGUUAGGGUUUGCUAUGCUAUGACUAUCAAUAAAGCGCAGGAGCAGAGUUUAAAAUUAGCUGGUGUAGAUUUGAGACAUGAUUGUUUUUCUCAUGGUCAGUUCUACGUGGCAUGCUCAAGAGUCAGUUCACCGGACAACUUGAUUAUUCUUCAACCAGAAAAAAAGACGAAAAACAUUGUUUACAAGGAAGUUUUAAAUUUGUAA
Molecule: messenger RNA, 960 nt
Organism: Microplitis demolitor
Lineage: Eukaryota; Metazoa; Arthropoda; Insecta; Hymenoptera; Braconidae
Exons: 1
Coding region: 1-960 (319 amino acids)
Biological process (GO): DNA repair; telomere maintenance
Molecular function (GO): DNA helicase activity
Source: RefSeq, a predicted model, not a curated record